Pecten maximus is the source of this 1589-nucleotide messenger RNA. Its product is annotated as corticotropin-releasing factor-binding protein-like. The record is from RefSeq and is a predicted model, not a curated record. The transcript is spliced from 8 exons. Gene Ontology annotation, biological process: negative regulation of corticotropin-releasing hormone receptor activity; hormone-mediated signaling pathway; negative regulation of corticotropin secretion. NCBI's taxonomy places the organism in Eukaryota, Metazoa, Mollusca, Bivalvia, Pectinida, Pectinidae. Bases 461 to 1369 code for a protein of 302 amino acids. Gene Ontology annotation, molecular function: corticotropin-releasing hormone binding.
AUCAUAAUCAGAUAACCCUCAGUUGUGAUGUCACAGCCCGCGAGAAUCUUAUUUAAAACGACCCAAGCCUGCUGUUUGGCCUUUUAAUAACUGACAUUGCUGGGAUAUCGCUGUCACCAAAUCCGGGCGGGUUUUACCAUCAGCUGAGACACAGCCAAUCCGCUACACUGAUACCGGGCAGCCGUAACAGUACCGACGACUAUAAAACACUGAUCACUGUGCUCUGAGUUGGGUAAAUCCGUUGGCAGAACAAUACUUAUUUUAUCUUAGUUCAUACAUCAGGAAAACAGGAACUUAAGCGACGCAACAAUAGAGCGAAGAUUCUAAAAACAACUUCAAUUAUUUUUUCAACAAUUAAUUUAGCAACGGACACCAGCUAGCACGUUCAUUUUGUGUCGAUCUUCAGUAAUCCUAAGUCAUAUUGUUCUUUAGAAAUUAGUUUAUUAAAAUAUCGGUCAUAAUGAAAACCUCGUUGAUUUUCACAUGGAUUCUUAACCUGGCUGUUGUAUUCGCCCUCCCGAUGCAGAAACGUUCACAUUCAAAACGCAACGUCAGAAGUAGCGCCACAGUUGUCCAAUGUAUGGACAUGCAAAGUUUCGAGGGAGAAUACAAGUUUACGGCAGAUGGCACCGGCAGUGUGUGUGGACUUUAUCUUAUUUCACUUCCUGAAAAAUUAAUAGAGCUGGAAUUCAUGCACUUCGACGUGGAUUGCGAGGCGGGAGGUCUUGUCGCGCUUGUGGAUGGAUGGGAGAUGAACGGUCAAUUUUUCCCACCACCCGGCGACCAUCAUCUCACUUUGGACCAAAGGUAUAUGACCUUUUGUGGACAAUCGAAACCCAGGAAAAUACUGGUAUCCUCACAGAACGUAUUGCUCAUACAGAACAGAAUACCGGUCCAAGGUCAAGGAUUUACCAUCAAAGUCAAAUUUAUUGACAAUCCACAACCAUGCAAUGCGGUAUCAAUGUUCACCCAAGGUGUCUAUACUAUCAAGAAUUACGGACAGCGACGAAAUUGUUCGAUCUCGAUUAUCUACCCUGAAAUGGUGCAUCUAGUCUCCGUUGAUGUUGGAGUCACCGCUAGGAUGAACGAAGUUGAGAGUGACAUCGGACUCUCAGAUCAGUGCCUAAACAGGAUGGGACUUGCUGACUACGUAGAAGUGAGCGGUGGAAAUGGAUUCGAAAUUGACACCGUGAACAGACGUGAACUUGUGUGUGGACUUACCGCUGGGGCUGAGAGAAGUGGAAUUCCUGUCGCUUGCACGAAUACCGUGGUACGACUGGUGUCAAGUGGUGAAUAUUUCAACACCGUGACAUUUGUGUACACCCAGCCUAAUCAGGAAGACCUCAUGCAGGACGUCGGCUCAUGUUAAGGAGAGAGCUGAGGUCACUGAAUGAGUAUUUCUCCGAGGAUGCUCUGUCAUCGAUAGUUUUGUGAACAGACUCACGAAGCCGCCCGGAAUGUGAUCUGUAGAUACUGGAUCUGAUUGACUGCUCACAGGCCAAAGGAACCCUCAUAGACAAACAUUAUUGUAUUUUUGUGUAACAAAGACUCAUUUGUCAAAGCAUAUUAAAGAAAUAUUUUUAAAUUUG